Messenger RNA from Limanda limanda (common dab), 1001 nucleotides. RefSeq names its product ATP synthase membrane subunit c locus 3a (gene atp5mc3a). The coding region runs from base 140 to 559 and encodes 139 amino acids. The record is from RefSeq and is a predicted model, not a curated record. The transcript is spliced from 5 exons. Gene Ontology annotation, biological process: proton transmembrane transport; proton motive force-driven ATP synthesis. Lineage: Eukaryota; Metazoa; Chordata; Actinopteri; Pleuronectiformes; Pleuronectidae. Gene Ontology annotation, molecular function: proton transmembrane transporter activity.
GUGUGAUGGGAGAUUGAAUGAGACUCACUUCUCUAACAAAUCCGUCUUCAUCCUCCCUCCACAGCGGCCAUCGCAGGGCACAAAGACCCCGGGAUUCACGACAGCAUCCAACGACCAACCCCCCCAACACACAUAGAAGAUGUACGCCUGUGCAAAGUUCGUGUCCACGCCGGCGCUGGUCCGUGCUGGAUCCCGGGCUCUUUACCGACCCCUCUCUGCCUCUGUGCUGUCCAGGCCUGAGAUCCAAUCAGAGAGCAAUGUCGCUCUGAUGCAGCAGAGCCCCCUCACCCAGGUCAUCCUGAGGGGCUUCCAGACCAGCGCUGUCAGCAGGGACAUUGACACCGCUGCCAAGUUCAUCGGAGCUGGAGCCGCCACAGUGGGAGUAGCCGGAUCCGGUGCUGGUAUUGGGACAGUGUUCGGCAGUCUCAUCAUUGGCUACGCUAGGAACCCAUCUCUGAAGCAGCAGCUCUUCUCAUAUGCCAUCCUGGGAUUCGCCCUGUCCGAAGCCAUGGGACUCUUCUGCUUGAUGGUCGCUUUCCUUAUCCUGUUUGCAAUGUAAAAAGAAUCUCCUGUCAUGUGACACGCUCAUUACAGAUGUGACUACAUAUUUUAUUGUGGCUACCAAAAUUGUCCCGUGUUGGUGUCAUGGAAAUGUACAUUUUCAAGUCUUUCAGACACUUUCGAAACAAGCAAAACGUGUAUUGUACGAAUGUAAGAAAUUACGUGAUUAAAAUACAUGUAUUUGACUAUUUAAAAGAUGGCAGUAACUUUAAUGUGUGGAAUCUCAGCGCAGAGAGCGGUCGGCUUUCCUGAAUGUCAUCUUUUCUGUGAAGCAGCUCUGUGACAUCAGCCUUGUUUUUCUCACAGCAUCACAUGCAAGCUUUUUAGGGUUCGGCUUAAUGACUUCUUGGUUCAGAUGCAGUUAAAUAGUAAUGUAAUAAGGCAGCAAGUGAGUGCUUGCUUUGUAAAUGGCAUUGAAUAAAUCUAGACAAUUUAAUUAA